Perognathus longimembris pacificus (Pacific pocket mouse) is the source of this 3423-nucleotide messenger RNA. It is a transcript of the gene Mrtfa, whose product is annotated as myocardin related transcription factor A. The record is from RefSeq and is a predicted model, not a curated record. Gene Ontology annotation, biological process: smooth muscle cell differentiation. NCBI's taxonomy places the organism in Eukaryota, Metazoa, Chordata, Mammalia, Rodentia, Heteromyidae. The transcript has 13 exons. The coding region runs from base 1 to 3051 and encodes 1016 amino acids.
AUGUGGGAGGACUUUGUGGAUUGUUAUCGCCCUGCAGGACCCUUCGCAACUUCCUCCCGCCGCCCACAGCAGAACACGGAAACCCUGCUGUAUCAAGCCACUUCUGCAAUUACACACAGUUGCAGUUCAAGGGGUCUUUCCGUUUGUGUCACACCCUCUGUUUUCAGACAUUGUCUGCAUUUGAAAAAUGUGUCUUUUGAGGAGGAAUGCCCAGCUGACUUCUCUUCUCUUCUCUCUCUCUGCUGCCGGGCAGUGCUCCAGUUGAAGCUCCAGCAGCGCCGGACCCGGGAGGAACUAGUGAGCCAAGGGAUCAUGCCACCUUUGAAAAGUCCUGCUGCGUUUCAUGAGCAGAGGCGGAGCCUGGAGCGGGCCCGGACCGAGGACUAUCUGAAGCGGAAGAUCCGCUCGCGGCCGGAGCGGUCAGAGCUGGUCAGGAUGCACAUUCUGGAAGAGACCUCGGCUGAGCCAUCCCUCCAGGCCAAGCAACUGAAGCUAAAGAGAGCCAGACUAGCUGAUGACCUCAACGAGAAGAUCGCCCAGCGGCCGGGCCCCAUGGAGCUGGUGGAGAAGAACAUUCUCCCUGUGGAGUCCAGCCUGAAGGAAGCCAUCAUUGUGGGCCAGGUGAAUUACCCGAAGGUCACAGACAGCUCUUCCUUCGACGAGGACAGCAGCGACGCCUUGUCCCCCGAGCAGCCUGCCAGCCAGGAGUCGCAGAGCUCCGUGCCAUCACCCCUGGAGGCUCGGGUCAGCGAGCCCCUGCCCAGUGCCACUUCCCUGUCCCCCGCUCAGGUUCCCCCUCCACUCCCGGUGGGCACGGAUUGUGGAGAAGCGCUCUUCCUGGCGGAGCCGCCGCCUCUGCCGCCCCGGCCGCCCAGCCUCACCAACGGGACGGCUGUCCCCAGCGCCAAGCCCGCCCCCACGCUCAUUAAGCAAAGCCAACCCAAGUCUGCCAGCGAGAAGUCGCAGCGCAGCAAGAAAGCCAAGGAGCUGAAGCCCAAGGUGAAGAAGCUCAAGUACCACCAGUACAUCCCCCCCGACCAGAAGCCCGACAAGGGCGCGCCCGCCAUGGACUCCUCCUACGCCAAGAUCCUGCAGCAGCAGCAGCUCUUCCUGCAGCUGCAGAUCCUCAACCAGCAGCAGCAGCAGCAGCACUACAACUACCAGGCCAUCCUGCCCGCCCCGCCCAAGCCCGCGGGGGAGCCCCUGGGAGCCAGCGUGCCCCCGCCAGCCCGUGCCCUCUCCAGCACCGCGAGCAGCUCCAGUUCGGGGACUCCAGGGCCCGGGGGGCUGGCGCGUCAGAACAGCACCCCGCUGCCCGGCAAGCCGGGGAGCCUGCCAGCCAACCUGGACGACAUGAAGGUGGCGGAGCUGAAGCAGGAGCUGAAGCUGCGGUCCCUGCCCGUGUCGGGCACCAAGACGGAGCUGAUCGAGCGCCUGCGCGCCUACCAAGACCAAGCCGCCGCCGCCAAGGCCGCCGCGCCCGCCCCGGUCCUGCCCGCGGCCGGGGAGGUGGUGGUGGCCUUCCCCGCCGCCCGGCUCGGCUCCGGGCCCGCCCUCGUGGCCGCGGGCCUGGCCCCCGCCGAGGUGGUGGUGGCCACGGUGAGCAGCAACGGCGUGGUGAAGUUCGGCAGCACGGGCUCCACGCCGCCCGUGUCCCCCACGCCCUCGGAGCGCUCGCUGCUGAGCGCGGGGGACGAGAGCUCCACGCCGGGAGACGCGUUCGGCGAGCUGGUGACCUCGCCCCGCGCCCAGCUCGCCCUGCAGGCGUCGCCCGCGCAGGUCCCGGUGAAGGAGGAGCCCGAGGGGCGCGACAAGGACCAGAUGCUGCAGGAGAAGGACAAGCAGAUCGAGGAGCUGACGCGCAUGCUGCGCCAGAAGCAGCAGCUGGUGGAGCUGCUGCGCCUGCAGCUGGAGCAGGAGAAGCGCGCGCAGCAGCCGGCCGCCGCCCGGGCCCCGCCCCCCGCCGCCGCGGCCCCGCCCCCCGCCGCCCGGGCCCCGCCCCCCGCCGCCGCGGCCCCGCCCACCGUGAAGCAGGAGGGCGGCUUCCCCAGCUGCCCGCUGAGCCGCCCGCCCCCGGGGCCCGCGCACCCCUUCAGCCCCAGCCUGGCGGCGCCCACGGCCGGCCACGGAGACGCGCAGGCCGUGGUGGUGAAGCAGGAGGCCGGCCUGCCGGAGCCCGCCCAGGCUCCGGGGCCCCCGCUGCUCCUGGGCCCCCAGGGCGGCGGCCUCCUCCCAGGGGUCACCCCUCCGGCCAUCCUCACCGACGCCUCGGGGACCCACCUCAUCCUCACUGUGACCAACAAGACCGCCGACAGCCCCAGCCUGCCCGGCGGGAGCCCCUGCCAGCCCCUGUCGCAGCCCGGCUCUCCGGCCCCCGGCCCCUCUGCCCCGAUGGACCUGGAGCGCCCUCCUCAGCCUCCCUUUGGCGCCCCCACUUCCCUGCUGAAGAAGGAGCCACCUGGCUAUGAGGAGGCCGUGACCCAGCACCCCAAACAUCAGGAGAACGGCUCCUGCAGCCAGCAGAUGGACGACCUGUUUGACAUCCUGAUCCAGAGCGGAGAAAUCUCAGCAGAUUUUAAGGAGCCCCCGUCGCUUCCCGGGACGAAGUCGCCCCUGACGGUCCAGGCCUCGCCGUGCCAGCAGCUCCCGCAGGCCGCCCUGCCCCCGCCGGGCUCCCCCGCCCUCCCCGGGCGCCUGGAGGACUUCCUGGAGAGCAGCACCGGGCUGCCCCUGCUGAGCGCCGGGCACGAGGGCGCGGAGCCCCUCCCGCUCAUCGACGACCUCCACAGCCAGAUGCUGAGCAGCCCCGCCAUCCUGGACCACCCCCCCUCCCCCAUGGACACCUCCGACUUGCACUUUGCCGCCGAGCCCGGCAGCGGCCUGGGCCUGGACCUGGCCGACGGCCACCUGGACAGCAUGGACUGGCUGGAGCUGUCCUCGGGCGGCCCCGUGCUCAGCCUGGCGCCCCUCGGCCCCGCCGCCCCCAGCCUCUUCUCCACGGACUUCCUCGACGGCCACGACCUGCAGCUGCACUGGGAUUCCUGCUUGUAGCCCCGACUCCCUCCGGACGGGGCGCGGCGGGGUGCUGACAAUCCCGCGGGCGGGGCGGAGGAGGAGCCCGCCCCCCCCCCCCCCCAGGGCCUGGCCAGGGCCAGCUUAAUUCGACCUCCUUUUCUGAGGUCAGAGGUGCACGUCUGGCCGCGGAGGGCCCGCUCCCCUCUGCUGGGGGACCCCCCCAAGGCGGGCCGACCCCCCAAGUCCCGCGGCCUCGUCCGGUGAAGUGUGGCCACAAGCUUGUGCACACCCAACACGCCCGGACGGGGCAGUGAGCCCGGCCCGCCCCUCACGCGUGCUCGACGUGUGGACGGCGCCGAGGGGCGCGGCGCCCCGGCCGCCACGUUCCACCCGCUGCGCAGGGGCCAG